Messenger RNA from Vespa crabro (European hornet), 886 nucleotides. RefSeq names its product putative ATP-dependent RNA helicase TDRD12. Gene Ontology annotation, biological process: transposable element silencing; germ-line stem cell division. NCBI's taxonomy places the organism in Eukaryota, Metazoa, Arthropoda, Insecta, Hymenoptera, Vespidae. The transcript is spliced from 4 exons. The record is from RefSeq and is a predicted model, not a curated record. Bases 147 to 653 code for a protein of 168 amino acids.
UUUUAUUAAUCGAAUCUAUAUUAUAGUAUAUUUAUGAUUUAAUAAGGAAUAAUUUGAAAUUUAUUGGAAGUUUAGUUUCUUGCCAUUUUUAUUGUAUCAUACUGUGUUUAUGUUCUUUCGAAUGGUAUUAGAUAUAAACGAACGCGAUGGACUGUCCGGCACUUAUUAAUAUAUUUCAUAUUCCUAAAAUAAUAUGGUAUCAAACGGAUAAUACAAUUGGUAUCCGUGUUAUGUUACAAGACGUUAAGGACUAUUUUCUUAGGGUCGAAAUUGACCAUUUAUUUUUUAGCACCAUAUUGAACGACAAAGAAUAUUAUCUAAGUUUGUAUCUAUUUGGCAGUGUGAUACCAGAAAAAACUACUCAUCUCAAUUUGGAAAGAGAAAUUAAAAUCAAUCUAAUAAAGGCAUUUAAAUGGUUACCUUGGUUAAGAUUAUUAAAUAAUAAGGAAAAAUUUCCUUAUGUAGUUCAUGAUCUAGAACGUCUUUAUGAACCAAGUUGGAGGAAGGAUGAAAAAAAGAAAAUUGUUGUAGAUGAUGAACACAAAAUAGCUGAGUAUCUGCGCACGAAAAAUAUUUUACCCGAUGAUGAAUAUACCGAUGAAGAUUCCGAUGAAUGGCUAGACAAUGAAAUGCUAUAUGAUUUAUUGUUUUAAUACAUUUAUUACUACUAGCCGUAAAGAUAUAACCAUUUUUUAAAAAAGACAUUAUUUAAUUUACAUUUCCCAAUGUGAUUACAAUAGAAUUUUAAUCUUUUAAAUCUACAAUUAAUUAGAAUGCUCGAUUAAUGAUAUUCAAUCUGCGAGAAAUGUUUUUCUUUAUAUGAAAAAUAUUUUAUUUGCAAUAUACGGUUUCAUUAAAUGUUUAUAUUUGAAUAAGUUACAGAAAA